Pseudopipra pipra is the source of this 2872-nucleotide messenger RNA. RefSeq lists its product as uncharacterized. The record is from RefSeq and is a predicted model, not a curated record. Lineage: Eukaryota; Metazoa; Chordata; Aves; Passeriformes; Pipridae. Bases 1829 to 2461 code for a protein of 210 amino acids. The transcript has a single exon.
UCAGUGUUUACAGAGCCAUUAUGCUGUCUACUCUUUUAUAUGGAUCCGAAUCAUGGGUCAUCUACCGCCACCACCUGCGACUCCUCGAACGCUUCCAUCAGCGCUGCCUCCGUACAAUCCCAAACAUCCACUGGUCAGGUUAUGUGACUAAUACGUCUGUUCUAGAACAGGCAGCAGUUACGAGUAUUGAGGCCAUGUUGCUGAGAACACAGCUGUGCUGGGCAGGGCACGUCUCCAGGAUGAAGGACCAACCACCGCCUCCCUAAGAUCGUGCUCUAUGGUGAACUUGCCACCGGCUGCCGCAAGAGAGGAGCCCUGAAGAGGAGAUACAAGGACUCCCUGAAGCAACAUCUCAACCUUGGCCACAUUGAUCUUCAUCGCUGGUCUACCCUGGCCUCCAAUCGGGAGGUCUGGAGACACACCAUCUGUAACGCCGCUGCUUCCUUUGAGAACGCACUCAGGAUCACUGUUGAAAAGACAAUGCGGAAAGAAUCGUAUCCUGCCGGUACCAUCGAAAGAGCCUUUCUGCUGUGCCUUUUGCAACCGAUCUUGUCUAUCUCGCAUUGGCCUCUUUAGCCACCAGCAUGCUUGUAGCAAAUGUGGGUAGACCCCUUCCCAAAUCUUCAUUCGCAAAGCCUAGCCAUGAUAUCACAACAAACAAGGCAAAAGUUGAAAGAGCUGUCACCUUAUUGGGGACCCUGCACUGGGUCCAAGUAGGAAGGCUCCAUGUGUCCUGCAAACACCCCUUUGCUCUCUAGAGUUACCCACUGACAAGGUAUCCAGCCCUUACAGACCCCAAUGUACCUCCAGCAGUCAGCCAUGACCCAGCAUCACUAGCCCUGUGUUUAAAAAGAGGGAAACAAAAACCCCUCCCUCUCCCAAACUGGCUUAAUUAGAAAAUUAGCCUGUUAAUUAACUACCAGAACUAUAAAACCGCUAUAAGUAAUACUGGUAAAAAAGGCUCAAGCCUUUUAAGGGAUCUCUGUAGAAGCUGAAGGUAAGUAGUGUUUUUUUAGUCUAUCCUCUUAUUGUCUCCUUUAUUUCUUACAUACUAAUUUGUUGAAAUCAUCUUUAAGGAAAAAGUUUUUUUAGUCUCUUAAAGAAGACUUUCCUUCUAGACCGACGAUACAGUUCCAUUUUACAGUAAAUUCAGGAGCUUUUUAGCUCUGUUUUUAAUGUUUUCAGUAUAAAAAUGGUUUCAGACCAUAGUAAGUGCCUUCUCCUUCCCUGACCUGCCCUGUUCCCUCUGGGGGUGGCUGGAAGUCAACUGCUGGCUGAGCUGGUGGUGAGGGUUACUGCAUGUGGGACUAAAGACAAGAUGAGAGGUGCUCCUCAACUUCUUCAAUCCUAACCAGAGCCUGGCUUUAGUGCCUCCCUCUCCAAGAGGCUCAAAUCUAGUGGUUUAAUGGCUCACUGACUUAAGGAAUGAGGAUAAAAUAUCUUAUUUCUCAGGAAAACCAGAUCCAUCUUAGUACAGCUAACAGACGGAGAGGUUUCCUGAGUCCCUCUAUGCCCUACACAAAGCUAAGAGUGAUAGACAGGCUGAGGCCAAAUGAACACAACUCUAAGGAGGCUUCACGGUGACCUCUGGGCAACAAACAGGCUAUGGUGCAACUGUUUUGCUCUAGAAGACAGUGACAGGCUGGAUGCUCUCCUACCUGUCCUGGAUCCCACACAGCUCCUUGCAAGACUGAGACAGGAUUUUGUCGAGAGCUGUCUCGCUACUCUAAGUCUGCAAUUCACUAGUGAACAAUAUUGAACAGUAACAUGUUUGUUCUGAUAGGAAAACCUGGUCUCCAUAAACCUGGCAGUGGUGGGAUUCUGCACCAUGCUGUCCACACAGAGGCAUGGUUCCAGCAUCUUGACCAUAAAGGAAAUCCUAGAAAAUGGCUUUGUGGCCAGGGCCUUCAGCCAUACCCAUUCUUCUCCUGUCCAGAAUUAUUGCAUGGACUCUAGCAGUGCCUCUAAAUCAGACACCUGGGAGCUUCUCAUGGACUUGGACAGCACAGCAAAAAGCAGUUCUCUCUGUGUUGUCAAGCAGUCAGAGUCUCUGAGCAGCUGUGUGAAGACUGACCUUCACAGCCUGACUCAAGGCAUCUCUGACCUUAGUCUUGUCUGCCUCUGCAAGGCCCACCAGGGCCAGGCCACCUUGGAGCUGUCUGGUUUGCCUUGUGAAGACUCCAGCAGACCUGGCUGCCUCAUGGACAUAGCAUCGCAGAACACCUCAACACCUCACAAGAAAGACAAGCACCCCAAACCACUAGAGAGUCUGCUCUACAGGAGCUCCGAGCUCCUCAGAGACCUCUCUGUCCUUGGGAAUGUGCCAGCACCCAGGUGGGAGAUCUCAUCAAUAAAAUCCCCUCUGGACAUCAGCCUGUCCCUUGAUGUGAGCACUGAGGAGUUAAGGUUACUGGGAUGCUCCAAACUGGACACGCCACCCCUGGAUGUCAGACAUCUGUAGUGAUUCCCCUGGCCUGGCCUGGUGCCUUCAAGAAGCAACUCUGUGCUGAUGCGCAGGUCUGCCGCCCCCGAGACCCUGCUGAGCGAUCCUGACCUUGUCCCUGUGUUUCUGCACCAGGCUUAGUGAUGCUGCUGCCCUGGCUCUGUGCCUGGAGCACGGUGGACCGCGGGGUGCCUGCAGAGGGGCACGGAUCCACACUGCAGCACAGGAGACGGAGCCCUCCUGCCCUGUCCAGAGCCAGCGGCUCUUGUGCUGAUGGCAGCACCUGGUGAAAGGUUAAAUCUGCCCACCUGGGGUGAGGGGCUUUGAGGCACUGCUGUUGAGAGACGCUUGGGUGGUUGAUGGCAGCAGCGCCGCUGGCUCCCCGUCCUCCCGGAUCCCUGUCUUUUGUACUAACGCAAUAAAGAUACA